Messenger RNA from Psilocybe cubensis, 726 nucleotides. RefSeq lists its product as uncharacterized. The record is from RefSeq and is a predicted model, not a curated record. Bases 1 to 726 code for a protein of 241 amino acids. The transcript has 8 exons. Gene Ontology annotation, cellular component: zeta DNA polymerase complex. NCBI's taxonomy places the organism in Eukaryota, Fungi, Basidiomycota, Agaricomycetes, Agaricales, Agrocybaceae.
AUGUCAGAUGAACCUCUAACCUUCAAUCAGACGGUUCAUGCCAUAGCAGAGUUUAUUGAAGUUGCCAUCCACACCAUCCUCUAUGUUCGACAGGUAUACCCAGCAGAGAUAUUUGUGCGGCGCAAGAAAUACGAGACGCCUGUCUUUCAAUCGCGCCACCCAGCCCUUAACGACUACAUUACUGGUGCAGUGAAAGCCAUAGCAGAUGAACUCGUCCACGGGAAAAUAGACAAGGUCGUUGUUGUUCUCAAAGAUAAAGAGCAAAUUGCUUUGGAGAGGUAUAUCUUCUCUAUCGAGACCAUGAUUCAAAUCGAGGGAUUCAAUAAGGAUGUUGGAGUAGAAGAUGCCAUGACACCCUCAUCUCUUAUGCAGUAUUUCAGAUCUUUCCUCAUCAAGCUCAACAUGAUAGAAGCGCAAAUAGGACAAAUGCACAUGGGAGAUGAUCUUUCAUUUGCUAUUAUCCUCGAAUUGAAAGACGAUGCUGCGCCCACGCACUCAAAUACAAAGGACCCUCCACCAUGGAUUCCUGCUGUAACUCAACACACAACCUCGGGUACUACGAAGCAGGCCGAAUUGAACAUGAUUCGCGCAGUCAACACAGGCAUCAUCAAUCUUUCUUUGGCUGUGCAAGAAUCAGGUGAGAAGAUUGCGCGCGAGCAACAAAGGAGGCGACCCCGAAAAAAAACACCAGUUAAUGAUAAUAAUGUUGAACCAAAAGUACAAUAG